This is a messenger RNA of Synchiropus splendidus (mandarinfish), 5304 nucleotides long. It is a transcript of the gene cftr, whose product is annotated as CF transmembrane conductance regulator. Gene Ontology annotation, biological process: chloride transmembrane transport; bicarbonate transport. The transcript is spliced from 27 exons. Gene Ontology annotation, cellular component: apical plasma membrane; plasma membrane; cytosol. Bases 95 to 4630 code for a protein of 1511 amino acids. The record is from RefSeq and is a predicted model, not a curated record. NCBI's taxonomy places the organism in Eukaryota, Metazoa, Chordata, Actinopteri, Syngnathiformes, Callionymidae. Gene Ontology annotation, molecular function: ABC-type transporter activity; chloride channel activity; ATP hydrolysis activity.
CAGUGGACGCUUGUUUUGUGAAGAGGAGGCACACAAAUGUUAGCGCUGCGAAAUAACUCAGGUGUCUAGAAACCAAACUGGCGGCGCACUUAGGAUGCAGAAGUCUCCAGUGGAAGAUGCAAACUUCCUCUCCCAGUUUUUCUUCUGGUGGACAUCACCACUGCUGAGAAAAGGCUUCAGGAAAAAGUUGGAGCUUUCAGAUGUCUACAAGGCUCCGUCGUAUGAUCUGGCUGACAACCUCUCUGAGCGACUUGAAAGAGAAUGGGACAGAGAGGUGGUCUCCGCAAAGAAAAAGCCCCGGCUGAUGCGAGCCCUGGCCAGAUGCUUCCUUGGCCCAUUUGCUUUCUAUGGCAUUCUCCUGUACUUUGGGGAGGCUUCCAAGACAGUGCAGCCACAGCUUUUGGGCCGAAUCAUCGCCUCUUUCGACCCGUUCCAUGCUGCGGAGCGGGGCCAAGGAUACUUCCUUGCUUUGGGACUCUGCCUCCUCUUCACCGCCCGCUUCCUCCUGUUGCAGCCGGCCAUCUUUGGUCUUCAUCACUUGGGGAUGCAGAUUCGCAUUGCUCUCUUCAGUUUGAUAUAUAAGAAGACCCUAAAGCUAUCCAGUCGAGUCUUGGAUAAGAUCAGUACCGGACAGCUGGUCAGUUUGAUGUCUGCUCACCUCAACAAGCUGGAUGAGAGCCUGGGUCUUGCACACUUCAUAUGGAUCACCCCACUGCAGUGCAUUCUCUGUGUUGGUCUGAUCUGGGAACUGAUUGAAGUCCACGGCUUCUGUGCUUUGGCAGCACUCACAUUGCUUGGCAUCAUCCAGGCCUGGCUCUCACAGAAGAUGGGUCCUCAUCGGGCCAAACGUGCCGGGAUGACCAGCCGCCGCCUUGCUCUAACUUCAGAGAUCAUAGAAAACAUCCACUCGGUGAAGGCGUACGGAUGGGAGGAGGUGAUGGAGACUAUCAUUAAGAACAUCAGACAGGAAGAGAUGACCCUCACCAGGAAGAUCGGCUCCCUGCGUUACUUCUACAGUGCCUCAUAUUUCUUCUCAGCCAUUUUGGUCAUUGUGUCGGCGGUCGUGCCGCACGCGCUCAGUAAAGGCAUCAUCCUCCGCCGCAUCUUCACGACAGCGUCCUACUGUAUGGUGUUGAGGAUGACUCUGACUCGCCAGCUGCCUGGAUCCAUACAGAUGUGGUACGACACCCUGGCACUGGUUCAGAAAAUUGAGGAAUUCUUAAUGAAGGAGGAAUACAGAGUUCUGGAGUACAACCUGAGCUCAAGUGAUUUGGAGCUGGUCAACGUAUCUGCAUCCUGGGAUGAGGGCAUUGGUGAGCUGUUUGAGAAGAUCAAGCAGGAGAAUAAAGCAAAUGGACACCCGAAUGGUGACGCUGGGCUUUUUUUCACCAAUCUCUAUGUGACACCUGUCCUCAAGAACAUCAGCCUUUACCUGGAGAACGGCAAGAUGCUGGCAGUGGCCGGAUCCACUGGUGCUGGGAAGAGUUCCCUGCUCAUGAUGAUCCUGGGGGAGCUGGUGCCAUCAGAUGGCAAAAUCCGACACAGUGGUCGCAUCUCCUUCUCGUCACAGACCUCCUGGAUCAUGCCUGGGACCAUCCGUGACAACAUUCUAUUUGGGCUCACCUACGAUGAGUUCCGUUACACUUCAAUCAUCAAGGCUUGCCAGCUGGAAGAGGAUCUUUCUCUGCUCCCUGAAAAUGACAAGACUCUUCUCGUCGAAGGAGGUGUCACCCUGAGCGGAGGUCAAAGGGCCAGACUUGGCCUGGCCAGGGCAGUGUAUAAAGAUGCUGACCUCUACCUCCUGGAUGCACCGUUCACCCACUUGGACAUUGUGACUGAGAAAGAGAUCUUUGAGAAGUGUGUCUGUAAACUGAUGGCUGCCAAGACACGGAUCGUGGUCACGAGCAAGUUGGAGCAUCUCAAACGGGCAGAUAAAAUCCUCUUGCUGCACAACGGGGACUGUUACUUCUUUGGGACUUUCUCCGAGCUUCAGGCUCAGAGGCCUGAUUUCAGCUCACUCCUUCUGGGCCUGGAGGCAUACGACAACAUCAACGCUGAGAGGCGAGGCUCCAUCCUGACUGAAACCCUCCGCAGAGUCUCCAUCGAUGAGACCGCUGGCUUCCGUGGCCCCGACCCCAUCCGUCAGUCCUUCCGCCAGCACCAGCCUCCGAUAAUCAUCUCCGGACCCCAAACCCAUGUCAGCGGAGACAUCUACCCUGAAAAACGGAAACAGUCGCUCAUUCUUAAUCCUCUGGCGGCUGCACGCAAGUUCUCCUUCAUCGGGAACUCCCAACAGACAAAUGCUCCCCAGUCCUCCGCAGUGGAGGACGGGGUCCGUGAACUCUCUGAGAGGAAAUUCUCUGUAGUACCUGAGGACGACCAGGUGGAGGAGGUGCUCCCCAGAGGCAACCUGUACCACCACGGUCUACAUCAUCUGAGUGGGCAGAGGCGACAGUCGGUCCUGGCGUUCAUCACCAACUCUCAAGGCCAGGAGCGCAGAGAACAGAUGCAGUCCUCCUUCAGAAAGAAGCUGUCCAUCACACCGCAGUGCGACCUGGCGUCCGAGCUGGACAUUUACGCCCGCCGCUUGUCAAAGGACAGUGUGUAUGAUAUUAGUGAGGAAAUAGACGAAGAAGACAUGGAGCAAUGCUUUGCCGAUGAGCGUCAGGACAUCUUUGAAAGUACUUCCUGGAGCAUGUACCUCCGCUACAUCACCACCAGCAGAAGUUUAGUCUACGUGCUCAUUUUCAUCUUGCUGGUGUUUGUCAUCGAGGUUGCUGGUUCAGUUAUUGGCAUUUUCCUCAUCACUGAUGCGAUAUGGAGGGACGGGGCCAACCCAGCAUCUCCAAACUACAUUGACGAGCAGCACCCAAAUGCGUCUUCCCCUCCCGUCCAUCUGGCUGUCAUCUUCACACCCACGAGUGCCUACUACAUCAUCUACAUCUAUGUCGCCACGUCUGAGAGCGUGCUGGCCUUGGGCUUCUUCAGAGGACUGCCGCUGGUGCACACCUUACUCACCGUCUCCAAAAGACUUCAUGAGCAGAUGUUCAGUGCUGUGCUUCGGGCUCCCAUGGCUGUGCUCAACACAAUGAAGACGGGUCGGAUCAUGAACAGGUUCACCAAAGACAUGGCCACCAUCGAUGACAUGCUGCCCCUGGUACUGUUCGACUUAAUCCAGCUCACUCUGAUCGUCACUGGCGCCAUCUUCACCGUGUCCAUCAUGCGGCCAUACAUCUUCAUUGCAGCCAUCCCUCUGGCCAUCAUCUUUGUUGUCCUCCGGAAAUACUUCCUGCGAACUGGCCAGCAACUGAAACUUUUGGAAGCAGAAGCUCGAAGCCCCAUCUUCUCCCACCUCAUCAUCUCGCUGAAGGGCUUGUGGACUAUCCGUGCUUUUGGCCGCCAGACAUACUUCGAGACUCUUUUCCACAAAGCUCUCAACACGCACACAGCCACCUGGUACCAUUACUUGGCCACACUGCGAUGGUUCCUGUUCCGCUGUGACAUGAUCUUCGUCUUGUUCUUCACUGCUGCCGCCUUUAUCGCGGUGGGAACAAACCAGGACAAACCGGGAGAGAUUGGGAUCAUUGUGGCCCUGGCCAUGCUGAUAUUAGGAACCUUCCAGUGGGCAACUAUUACAAGCAUCACAGUGGAUGGACUGAUGCGCUCAGUGGACCGGGUGUUCAAAUUCAUCGACCUGCCCUCAGAGGAGCGCCGUCAAGGGAAACCCGGAGGCAAAGGCGGCUCGGACCUCAUCAUAGACAACCCUCACGCUCAGGAGUGCUGGCCGAACCGCGGCCAAAUGGACGUCCAGGGCCUCACCGUCAAGUACACGGAGGCGGGGCGGGCGGUUCUGAAUGACAUCUCCUUCUCCGUGGAGGGGGGUCAAAGUGUGGGCCUGCUGGGCAGGACAGGGUCUGGGAAGAGCACCCUCCUCUCCGCCCUGCUGCGCCUGGCUUCAACCGAUGGAGAGAUCUCCAUCGACGGCGUCUCCUGGAACACCGUCUCGCUGCACACCUGGAGGAAGGCCUUCGGAGUGGUGCCCCAGAAAGUCUUCAUCUUGACUGGAACGUUCCGCAUGAAUCUGGACCCCCACGGACGCUACAGCGAUGAGGAGCUGUGGCGGGUGGCGGAGGAGGUGGGACUCAAGUCUGUGAUCGAACAGUUUCCCGACAAGUUGGACUUCCAGCUGGAGGACGGCGGGUACGUGCUGAGCAACGGACACAAGCAGCUGCUGUGCCUGGCCCGCUCCAUCCUCAGCAAGGCCCGGAUCCUUCUGCUGGACGAGCCCUCCGCCUACCUGGACCCUAUUACGCUGCAGGUCCUGAGGAAGACGCUGAAGCAGGUCUUCUCCGGCUGCACCGUGAUCCUGUCUGAACACAGAGUUGAGCCGCUGCUGGAGUGUCAGUCGUUCCUGAUGAUCGAAGGAAGCUCAAUGAAAACAUAUGACUCCAUUCACAAGCUGCUGAACGAGACCAGCCACCUGAAGCAGGCCAUGAGUCCCACCGACCGCCUCCGCCUCUUCCCGAACCUGCACCGCCUCAACUCCAGCAAGAGGGCGGGGCCGCAGGCCGCCAAGAUCUCAGCCCUGCCGGAGGAAGCCGAGGAGGAGGUCCACGACACCCGACUGUGAACACAAGAGGGAGACACUUGCCGUUUAAAAAGAACCAAAAUGGCCCAGAAGGAAUUGAGAAGCUUGACCUCUUUGCCGACCUCCAACACCCACGUGCCUUUAUCAGGUCUUAAAGCUGCCAACCAGCCUCGGCCUGAGCCUCAGUGUGUGUCCAUCUUGAAGCACAGUUUUCUGUACGGAGCAGACGUGUCUUCAGGGCAGCACCGGCGGCGCUGAACACCACCGGUUUCCACACAACAUGGAGUCAGGCCCACCUCUGAGCGCGGGUGACUCCCACCCUGAUUUCCCUCCCUUUAUGCACUUUAGAGACGCCCUGAGGUACUAAGAGCUUCCACAGCCGGAGAGUGGCCCAGCACUUUUCCAGGAAAAUAAAAAAAUCAGCCUUCCAUUGCCAAUGAACUGUUGAUUGAAUGUAGCCAGUGAAUCAAGCGAGAGAGAAGUGUCUGUGAGAUGAGUUUCAGCUGCUGCACGACUGCAUCUUUAAAUGUCCUCACCUCCUGGACUCACCUGGACACAGGGUGGCUUCUUUCCUACCGAAGAUUAGUUUUGUAAAAGAGCUUCACCUUUGAACUGUGACGCAUUUUUUACAGUGUAAAUGAAGACGUUUAAUAGAAAAGCACAUGGACGUGGAGGCGGGGCUAAUUUCCAAUCAUCUCUUUACAGUAAAACUUUUG